CUGCCCCGCAGCCCCCGAGAUCCGGACGGGGUACGCGGCACCGAGCGGUCUUUGCAGCCCCGGGCGCCGGCCGGGGCGAGCCAGCGCCUCUGCACGCGGGACAGGUCGGGGCGGAAUGUAGGGCGCCGAGAGCGGGGGCCGCGGGAGCGGUGGAGGAGCGCGGAGGGCGCGCCGAGGAUGGAGAGAGCGAUGGAGCAGCUCAACCGCCUGACCCGCUCGCUACGCCGCGCUCGCACCGUGGAGCUGCCCGACGAUAAUGAAACUGCUGUUUAUACAUUAAUGCCAAUGGUUAUGGCUGAUCAACACAGGUCUGUUUCUGAACUACUAUCAAAUUCAAAGUUUGAUGUUAAUUAUGCCUUUGGACGUGUGAAAAGAAGCUUGCUUCACAUUGCAGCAAAUUGUGGAUCUGUGGAGUGCUUGGUUCUGCUAUUAAAGAAAGGAGCAAAUCCUAACUAUCAGGAUAUUUCAGGCUGUACACCACUUCAUUUGGCAGCUAGAAAUGGGCAGAAGAAAUGCAUGAGUAAAUUAUUAGAAUACAGUGCUGAUGUCAACAUUUGUAAUAAUGAAGGCCUUACAGCAAUACACUGGCUGGCUGUGAAUGGGCGGACAGAACUACUCCAUGACCUUGUACAACAUGUCAGUGACGUCGAUGUUGAGGACGCAAUGGGGCAGACAGCGCUGCAUGUGGCCUGCCAGAAUGGUCACAAGACGACAGUGCAAUGCUUGCUAGACAGUGGUGCUGAUAUUAACAGGCCAAAUGUAUCAGGAGCUACUCCAUUGUACUUUGCUUGCAGUCAUGGUCAGAGGGACACAGCACAGAUACUUUUAUUACGAGGAGCCAAAUAUCUGCCAGAUAAAAAUGGAGUAACCCCUCUGGAUUUGUGUGUACAGGGUGGAUAUGGAGAGACCUGUGAAGUAUUAAUUCAAUAUCACCCUAGGCUUUUCCAGACAAUUAUUCAAAUGACACAGAAUGAAGAUCUCCGGGAAAACAUGUUACGGCAAGUUCUAGAACAUUUGUCUCAGCAAAGUGAAAGCCAGUACCUAAAGAUUUUAACAAGCCUUGCUGAAGUUGCCACAACAAAUGGUCAUAAACUGCUUAGCCUGUCUAGUAAUUAUGAUGCUCAAAUGAAGAGCCUUUUAAGGAUUGUGAGGAUAUUUUGUCAUGUCUUUCGAAUUGGUCCAUCCUCUCCCAGUAAUGGAAUCGAUAUGGGCUACAACGGGAAUAAAACUCCAAGAAGCCAGGUGUUCAAGCCUCUCGAAUUGCUUUGGCACUCAUUAGAUGAAUGGCUAGUUUUAAUAGCUACAGAACUGAUGAAAAACAAAAAAGACUCAACGGAUAUCACUUCUAUUUUACUAAAACAAAAAGGCCAAGAUCAAGAUGGUACUUCCAUUCCUCCAUUUGAACCUCCAGGACCUGGGAGCUAUGAAAAUCUAUCCACUGGCACCAGGGAAUCUAAACCAGAUGCUCUAGGAGGGAAACAGGAAGCCAGUGCAGACUGUCAGGAUGUUAUUUCUAUGACAGCUAACCGGCUAAGUGCUGUCAUUCAAGCUUUUUACAUGUGCUGUUCUUGUCAGAUGCCUCCAGGAAUGACUUCACCUCGUUUCAUUGAAUUUGUCUGCAAACACGAUGAAGUCUUAAAAUGCUUUGUUAACAGAAAUCCCAAAAUUAUAUUUGACCACUUUCACUUCCUUCUUGAAUGUCCUGAGUUGAUGUCAAGAUUCAUGCAUAUCAUAAAAGCACAGCCAUUUAAAGAUCGCUGUGAAUGGUUCUAUGAACACCUGCAUUCAGGACAAGCAGAUUCAGACAUGGUGCACAGGCCGGUGAAUGAAAACGACAUCCUGCUGGUUCACAGAGAUUCUAUUUUUAGGAGUAGCUGUGAAGUUGUGUCAAAAGCAAAUUGUGCAAAGCUAAAGCAAGGCAUAGCUGUACGGUUCCAUGGAGAAGAAGGCAUGGGUCAAGGUGUUGUGCGUGAGUGGUUUGAUAUUCUGUCUAAUGAGAUAGUCAAUCCGGAUUAUGCAUUGUUUACCCAGUCAGCUGAUGGAACAACUUUUCAGCCUAAUAGCAACUCCUAUGUAAAUCCUGAUCACCUGAACUAUUUUCGGUUUGCUGGACAGAUCUUGGGAUUAGCUUUGAACCAUAGGCAGCUGGUCAACAUUUACUUCACAAGAUCAUUCUACAAGCACAUUCUUGGUAUUCCUGUAAAUUACCAAGAUGUGGCAUCUAUCGAUCCAGAAUAUGCCAAAAAUUUGCAGUGGAUUUUAGAUAAUGAUAUUAGUGAUCUGGGUUUAGAACUAACUUUUUCUGUUGAGACUGAUGUAUUUGGAGCAAUGGAGGAGGUGCCUUUGAAGCCUGGGGGUGGAAGUAUUCUGGUGACACAAAAUAACAAAGAGGAGUAUGUCCAGCUUGUUACUGAACUUCGAAUGACAAGAGCCAUUCAGCCUCAGAUCAAUGCUUUUCUACAGGGCUUUCAUAUGUUCAUCCCACCUUCCCUCAUCCAACUGUUUGAUGAAUUUGAGUUGGAGCUACUGCUCUCUGGCAUGCCAGAAAUUGAUGUGAGUGAUUGGAUAAAAAAUACAGAAUACACAAGUGGCUAUGAGAGACAAGAUCCAGUUAUUCAGUGGUUCUGGGAAGUUGUGGAAGAUAUUACUCCAGAGGAGAGAGUUCUUCUCCUGCAGUUUGUUACUGGCAGUUCCAGGGUCCCACAUGGUGGAUUUGCUAAUAUCAUGGGUGGAAGUGGGUUGCAAAACUUUACCAUCGCUGCUGUGCCAUAUACUCCGAAUCUUCUGCCAACUUCAAGCACAUGCAUCAACAUGCUCAAGUUACCUGAAUACCCAAGUAAAGAAAUACUCAAGGACAGACUUCUUGUGGCACUACAUUGUGGCAGCUAUGGUUACACAAUGGCAUAAUGAAGUUCGGAAAGUUCAUCUGACGACUGGUGCGCACAGUUCAGAGUGGCAGAAGUAAUUUUGGAAACUGUCAACAGAAGAGCAUCCCAAACACGUCCCAUAGGCAGGACUGAUGUUUAAAAUUCAAGGAUCAGGUUUUCUCCCCCACCCCUUUUCCCUUUUGUUUUCUCAGAUCUUAGAAAAUAUAAAAUCACAGUAGUCUUCAUUUAAAGAAAGCUAAUUGAAAGGAAUAGAAACUGUCCUUAUUGUUAUUUCUUGAAUCUUAUCCAAGAUUGUUUUCUACAUUCCACCUCUGCUGUGUCACUGUCUUGUUAAAAGGGUGUUUUCUCUUUACUUUUCUGUAUAUUAAAAUAUAUUGGGACAUCCAACCUGGUAUGUUCUAUUGCAUGUAAAGUGCCGUUUAUAUUUUGGAAAACUAUUGUAUAGAAUGGAUUAAUUGAGAUUGUAUAAA
This is a messenger RNA of Molossus molossus (Pallas's mastiff bat), 3358 nucleotides long. RefSeq names its product HECT domain and ankyrin repeat containing E3 ubiquitin protein ligase 1 (gene HACE1). Gene Ontology annotation, cellular component: nucleus. Gene Ontology annotation, biological process: positive regulation of protein catabolic process; protein polyubiquitination; proteasome-mediated ubiquitin-dependent protein catabolic process. Gene Ontology annotation, molecular function: protein binding; ubiquitin-protein transferase activity. The record is from RefSeq and is a predicted model, not a curated record. NCBI's taxonomy places the organism in Eukaryota, Metazoa, Chordata, Mammalia, Chiroptera, Molossidae. The transcript has 24 exons. Bases 178 to 2907 code for a protein of 909 amino acids.